Drosophila navojoa is the source of this 3153-nucleotide messenger RNA. RefSeq names its product terribly reduced optic lobes (gene trol). Gene Ontology annotation, molecular function: axon guidance receptor activity; calcium ion binding; protein binding. Gene Ontology annotation, cellular component: plasma membrane; neuronal cell body; axon. NCBI's taxonomy places the organism in Eukaryota, Metazoa, Arthropoda, Insecta, Diptera, Drosophilidae. The record is from RefSeq and is a predicted model, not a curated record. Gene Ontology annotation, biological process: homophilic cell-cell adhesion; synapse organization.
UUCAAACUAAACAAAAUGACGCCAGCCAAACCGCUGGCCACGCCCCCACGCGCCCCGCCCCUCAGCACAUACGCCUGCCAAGCGACAGACUUCAAGUGCGUCUCCCACCCACACACGUGCAUCAAGGCGAGCAUGGUCUGCGACGGCAUCUACGACUGUACGGAUCACUCGGACGAGUUCAACUGCAGCCGCGAUCUGGCUGCCAAGACAGUUGGCCGACCCACCACUGGCGUGGGCGUGGGCGUGGGUGUGGGCGUAGGCGCUAGCCAUGGAUCGGGCAACAGUUUCAAGCGCUGGAAGAAGAGCUGGAGGAAGCAUCAGCCCUGGCAUCAGGCAGAUAAACAGCAACGAGUUGGACAGCCAAAGGCCAAAGGCUUCUUCGCGGGCAUGACCCAACCGAGCGUCUAUCUGCCGCCCUUGCGGCCAACGCCCCCGCCGGAGCCAGAGGUGCCGCGUGACUACAGCCUGAAACUGGAUCAGCAGUCAUCGAAAUUGCACGUUGGCGAAUCGACCGAAGUUGAGUGCUAUUCCUCGGACAACAGCUACACGAAUGUGAUCUGGGAACGUUCCGAUGGUGUGCCACUCUCUGCCAACAUUCGGCAAGUGGGCAACCGUCUGGUCAUCAGUCAAGUGACGGCUGCGGAUGCGGGCAACUAUGUGUGCAAAUGCCAAACGGAUGACGGCGAUCUCUAUACGACCAGCUAUGAGCUGGCCAUCGAGGAGGAGCCCCAUGAGCUGCGUCGUCCGAAGAUCGUGCACGCCAAUGUCGGUGAUCAAGCCCAGCUGAUCUGCGGCGCCGAUGAGAGUCGUCAGCCCACUUACCACUGGUCACGCCAGUACGGACAAAUGCAACCCGAAAGCUAUCUCCUCAGCAGUGAACUGUCGCUGCAGGACGUGCAGGCAAACGAUGCCGGCAGCUACAUCUGCACAGCCGACUAUAACGAUGGCGAGUCCGUGGACUAUCCGAGCAUUCUGGUCAUCACGGGAGUCAUCCCACAGUUUAAUCAGCAACCGCUCAGCUACAUGAGUUUCCCCACUCUGCCAGACUCCGCGUUCAACUUCAAUUUUGAGGUCACUUUCCGGCCGGAAUCCGCCAACGGCGUGAUUCUCUUCAACGGGCAAACGCGCGGAGCGGGCGAUUACAUUGCACUCUCGCUGAAGGACCGUUAUGUGGAGUUCCGUUUCGACUUUGGCGGCAAGCCGAUGGUAGUGCGCGCCGAGCAGCCCGUCGAGCUGCACGAAUGGCAUACGGCACGUGUGUAUCGCUCGCGUCGCGACGGCUACAUUCAGCUGGACGAACAGCAUCCGGUCGCAUUCCCCACUCUCACGCAAGUGCCGCAGCUGGAGCUCAUCGAGGAUCUGUACAUUGGCGGCGUACCCAACUGGAACCAGCUGCCCGCCGAGGCGGCGGCACACCAAACGGGCUUCGUUGGCUGCAUUAGCCGCCUGACGCUCCAGGGACGCACCAUUGAGCUGAUGAAGGACGCCAAGCUGAAGGAGGGCAUCACCAGCUGCAAGCCUUGCGCCGCCUCGCCCUGUGCCAACGGCGGCAUCUGCCUGGAGAGCCAAACGGAACUGGCCUACACCUGUGUCUGCCAGCAGGGCUGGACCGGCCGCAACUGCGCCGUCGAAGGCACCCAAUGCACUCCGGGCCUGUGCGGCGCCGGACGCUGUGAAAACACCGAGCUGGGCAUGGAAUGCCUCUGCCCACUCAAUCGCACCGGCGAUCGCUGUCAGUACAUGGAACACCUUAACGAACACAGUCUCAACUUCAAGCGAAACAGCUAUGCCGCCUACAAAACACCUCGUGUAUCGCGCAUCAAUGUGACUCUAUCGCUGCGUCCAUCCAGCUUGCGUGAUGCGGUGCUGCUGUACACGGCCGAGUCGCAGCUGCCCAGCGGCGAUUACGUGGCGCUCGUGCUGCGCGACGGUCAUGUGGAGCUGAUCAUCAACACGGCUGCGCGCCCCAAGCCUGUCGUGGUGCGCUCACAGAAGCCGCUGCCGUUGCACAGAUGGACACGAGUCGAGGUGCUGCGUCGCCAGGGCGAGAGCAUACUACGUGUGGGCGAUGAGCCCGAGCAGAGGGCCAAGGCGGUGGGUGGGCCACGCACCCUCUCGCUGAAGACGCCGCUGUAUGUGGGCGGCUACGAUCGGUCCACGAUCAAGAUCAAUCGGGAUGUGAACAUCACCGAAGGCUUCGAUGGCUGCAUUUCGCGGCUCUACGACUCGAUGCGCCCCGUCCAGCUGCUGGCUGCCAUCAAGGAUGCGGCCAACCUGCAGAAUUGCGGCGAGCUCAACGAGAUCGGGAACAACGACUACGACGGCGAGCUGCCCGCGGUGCCUGUGGCUCCGACAAGCAACAGCCGCGUCGCCCAUCGCGAGGAGGAGCAGCAGCCCUAUGCGAUGUCGCCCUGCGCCAACGAGCCCUGCGAGAACGGCGGCACCUGCACGGAGCUGGAGCAGCAGGCGGUCUGUGCCUGCAGCCUGGGCUACAGCGGCAAGCACUGCGAGGAGCACAUCCAAGUGAGCUUCAAUGCCUCGUUCCGCGGCAAUGGGUACCUGGAGGUGGACCGCAGCCAGUUUAGCUCGGAGAUAGACCAGCAGUACACCUCAGCGGUGGUGGUGUUCUCCACCAGCAAGCCCAACGGCCUGCUGCUCUGGUGGGGCCAGAAAUCUGGCGAGGAAUUCACCGGCCAGGACUUCAUUGCCCUCGCCGUCGUCGAUGGCUUUGUGGAGUACGCUCUGCGCCUGGACGGCGAAGAGGUGGUCAUACGCAACGGCGACACUCCCGUGGACGACGGCCAGCGCCAUAUAGUGAUUGUGAAGCGUGCGGACAACACUGCCAUACUCGAGGUCGAUCGCAUAUCCGACUCCGGCGAGACGCGACCCACCAGCAAGAAGGAGAUGCAUCUGCCGGGCAACGUGUUCAUUGGUGGCAUUCCGAACAUUUCACGUUUCACGGGCAAACGCUACACGCACAACUUCAACGGCUGCAUUGUCUUUGUGGAGGGCGAUGCCGUUGGCCAGAUCAAUCUGGGCAAGGCCUCUGUCAGUGGCGUCAACGUGGACACCUGCCCUGUUAACGAUGAGGCCCUGGGUGGCACCGAACCACCUGUCGUUUGAGGCAAUAUAUCAAGCACAACAACAACAACA